AUGAAGAUGACCAAAUUUUUCGAGAAAGACAAACCCUGGGAUAGCUGUGGCGAUGGAACGUUGGAUGAUCCCGAGGUAUUUCUUCUGUCGUCAUCCCUUUACACGGCGACUGUUGAUUCAGCAGUAGAUCAUCUGGCUAAAGCAGCCCGGGGACCUAAGUCUGAAGGACGGAAUCGAGCAGGUCUGUCACCUCCUGGCUACUCAAGAGUUCCUUACUCACGUUUGGCUGCGGCCGACGGUCAGUUACUAGAAGGCCAUGUCUAUUGCGUCAUCGACGGACAGUCUGGGAAAUUCAUGGCCCGAGAGGCUCGGAAACACGCUCGGGAUGGUCAGGACCAGCCUGUCCAACUCCACAAUUUUGAUUUGAGACCGAAGCGGAGGACUAAAUUGGUGAGUCGGCUGCUGCAGGACUACGAGGCCUGGCGUAAAAUACAAGGACCGCUUUUCCAGCAGAACGCUUAA
Messenger RNA from Fusarium vanettenii 77-13-4, 462 nucleotides. RefSeq lists its product as uncharacterized. Bases 1 to 462 code for a protein of 153 amino acids. The transcript is spliced from 2 exons. NCBI's taxonomy places the organism in Eukaryota, Fungi, Ascomycota, Sordariomycetes, Hypocreales, Nectriaceae. The record is from RefSeq and is a predicted model, not a curated record.